GUGGAUGCCCGCGGAACCGCUUUCCUGCCGGAGGCCCUCCGUUCACAUCCACAUAGCCCACCCUGAGCCGCCCUGAGAGCGGCGCACCAAACUCCAUUCAGAAAACUGCUAAUUCAGAACAAACGCUCUUCGGAGAGCAGAAACACGCGCAGUCCCGUCCGUGUCUGAGACGUGUGGCGAGCUUGUCGGUGGCGAGCUUCGGUUCGGCACUCUGAUACGGCACGUUAUCGCCACCAGGGCUCAGUCGGGAACUGUUGGCUCGUCCUCUGAAUGACCAUGGUUGGCGAACGCCGCAAUGGGAACCUGCUGGUCCAGCUCGGCCCGAAACUGCAGGCGUAUCCCGAGGAGCUGAUUCGCCAGCGACGCACCCACGACGGGCAGACGGAAUACCUGAUUCGCUGGUGCCUCGUCGCCAUCGACGAUGGCUCCACCUCUGGAGGCGGUGCCAGCGAAGCGGGCGGGACGGUCGGCGUCAGCUCCGGAGUGGGCGGGUCCGUGAGCGCCGUGUCUGGAGAAACCAAACCGGAAAACAUCCUGAUGUGGAUGUCGACAGAGGACGUGUACGCCAACUGUCCCACACUGCUGGGCAAGAGGAAGAUGGACUCCCAGCGUCCCCUGCAGCAGGAGAAGCAGCGUGGCGGCGAGGCUUCCGACUCGGGCAUUUCAAGCGGCACAGAGUUCCCGUCCGACGUCACUUUUGACGAGGUGGAGCUGUCGGACAUGAAGGAAGACGUGAAGAACCUGGUGUGCCGAGCCCGGAAGCAGAUGGCCAAGAAGAGCGACUUCUCCAUCAACAUCAUGCACACCAUCCACGUGUUGAGCGCCUACGCCAGCAUUGGCUCGCUUGUCGGUGUCUUUAAGGAGACGGGCGCGCUCAACCUGCUGAUGGAGCUGCUGUGCAACAAGGAGACUCAGACGAGGCGAAGCGCCGGGAAGAUGCUGCGCGCGCUUGCCUCGCAUGACGCAGGCAGCCGGGCGUAUGUGCUGCUGUCUCUGAGCCAGCAGGACGGCAUCGAGCAACACAUGGACUUCGAUAACCGCUACACGCUGCUGGAGCUGUUCGCCGAGACCACGUCGUCCGAGGAGCACGGCAUCUCCUUCGAGGGCAUUCACCUGCCGCAGAUUCCCGGGAAGCUGCUCUUCUCCCUGGUGAAGCGUUACCUGUGCGUCACGUCUCUGAUGGACAAGCUCAACACGGCGGGGGCGGAGUCAGGCUCUGAAAAGCUGGACACUUGCCCUUCUCCUGCCUCUUCCUCCAGCAGCUCCGCCCACCAGACGGAGCAGCUCCGUGUCCAGCGGGAGUUUGACUUCACCAUGGCCAUGGCCAACCUGAUCUCGGAGCUGGUCCGAGUGAUGGGCUGGGACCGUAACCGCCAACCGCUUGAUGGCUCUGCCCACCUCACAGGAGUUGUGGUUAGCGGGGAGGAUCAAGGGGAGGAGGCUUCCCGCCCUGUCCUCAGGUCCAUUUUUCAGCCUCGAUUCUGCGCCUCCCCUGUCACUCUAACCACCAGCUCCGGUGGCGCAGCCCCCGCCGCCACACCACCAAAGAAGAAAGCAAAUGGUUUCAAAACGCGCUCGGACUUCACCUGCCGCUCCGCCUACGUGGAGUACGUCCAGGACAACCUGAAGAGCGGCAUGAUGGUCCGCAUGCUGGAGGACUACGAGGAGGUGAGCGCCGGCGACGAAGGAGAGUUUCGCUACAGCAACGACGGCUCGCCACCUGUACAGGUGUACUGGAACUCCCUGUCCAGGACUUACUGGGUCCACUGGCACAUGGUGGAGAUCCUGGGGAGUGGCAGCAGCAGUCAGGCUGAGAAGGAGACACAGGAGAAGGCCUCCUCGCUGACAGAGACGCUCAAACUCUCAGCAGUGAGCCAGACCUUCUUCUCGAAGCCUCCCGGCGGUCUCUACUCUCUACCCUACCUGUCCGAGGGUCUGAACACGGAGCCGGUCACUCUGAGCAGAGCCGAGUGGUGGGAGAUCCUCUUCUUCAUCAAGAAACUGGAGCCGAAGCAGCAGCAGGAGGUCAACGGCGUCCUGCUGCAGAGCCUCGACGACCAGGAGGCGGAGCUGGACGACUCGUCUCUCAUCGGCCUGUCGGUGCCCGGAGACGUGGCCAAGAAGCUGCUGCACUACCUGAAGCAGAAGCUGCCGUCGUCGUGCCUCGGCGACCUGCUGUGCUCCCACGCCUUCACCAAACAUUACCUGAAGAGAGGCGGAGCCAGCCUAGAGGACGAAGAGCUGCUGGCUGAAAGCUCGUCCGGGCUGGGUGGAGGUGGCGGAGGAGGGCAGGGCUUCUCGUCUGCCUCGACCUCCUCGUCCUCAGCGAUGGGCUCCGUCUCCAAAAAGGCCAAGAAAGAGCUUCCUGUGGAUUCUGGCUGCUGCAACUCGGAGACGGAGAGUGACCUACCCACAGAGGACGUCAGCAAAUACCCCGACGACCUGGAGGACAAGAUGAAAGUGUUUAACAACCCACGGGUGCAAGGCAAGAAGACUGUGCUGGAGAAGCUGGGGGAGGUGGUGGACGUCCUGAAGAAGGGCGGGUCGGGCUCAGACCACACCCAGCAGCUCGCCGCCGUCCUCUUCCUCACCCGGCUGGUGGAGGGGACGCAGGAGAAGAACGCCACGAGGAGUGACUCGGCCCAGACUGUACGGGACAAAGUGCUGAAGCUGCUGGUGGAGCUGCUCGGCUCCGCCUCCAAAGACGUGGUCGUCAGCACGCUCCGAUUGACCCACCUCCUCAUGCUCAAGUAUGAGUGGAGGGUCUCCUUCGCCACCGAGGGUGGGGUCAAAGCCAUCCUGUCCUGCAUGCAGGAGUUCUCGGGCGUGGUGCAUGUGCAGCAGCUGGCGCUGGCGACUCUGAAGGUCAUCACGGGCGCCAGUAAACAUGACCUGCGCAGCGUAGGCAGCAGCCCGCCGCUCUCAGAGUCAGGCACCCAGAUGAUGCUGGAGAUCUUUGCCAGCAUCGGCUCGGCCACGCCCGAGGGCUCCAGAGGCCUGCUGGACGCCAUUCCGGCCGCCAUCGACCUCAUGCUGACCACAAAAGGCUGCGUGCCGUCGGUGAGGAACGGGCUACUCGUCAUCAUCAUGCUCAUCUCCAACCACAAGAGCCUCGCGGAGCAGCUGGUCGCCUGCGACGUCACCAGCGUCCUGAAGAAGUGUCUGAGUCUGUCCCGCGCCGAGACCAUGCUCGCCAUCAUUGCGCUCAACCACAUCUCCAUGGUGCACAAGCUGGAGAGCAAAGAGAGCCGCGAGCAGCUCGACUUCAAGGACACGGAGCUGCAGAUGCUGGUCGUCAGUCUGAAGGAGAUGACGGCCACCAAGGAGGUGAUCCAGACGCUGGAGCAGCUGCUGUGUGACGACGCCUCACAGCUGGAGGAGGAGCGCAGCCAGGUGACUCACAGUCGGGACACCUACCAGGACCUGGUCCGUCUGAUUGAGCAGCACCGAGGCGAUCGGGCCGUCCAGCUGUCCAUCCUCAGGAUCCUGAACAAGUUCCUGGACAACUACCAGGAGGACGUGCUGCCGUGGCACGAGAGCAUCGAGCCCUGCCUGUCCUCCAUGACGGCCUUCAUCAAUGACAGAGAGGUGGUGCAGCUCUUCAUCCGCUUCCUGUACCGGCUGGCGUCUCUGAACAAAGACUACGCCGUGGUCAUGUGCCGCCUGGGGACCAAGGAGGCGCUGGUGAAGGCGCUGGACAAGCACAGCACCAACCUGCUGCUGGUCACCGAGCUCCGAGACCUCAUCACCGACUGCGAGAAGUACGCCAGCCUCUACAAGAAGAUGACCACCAGCGUCCUCGCAGGAUGCAUCCAGAUGGUGCUGGGGCAGAUCGAGGAGCACCGCCGCAGCCACCAGCCAAUCAACAUUCCCUUCUUCGACGUGUUUCUCAGGAAUCUGUGCCAAGGGUCCAGCGUGGAGCUGAAGGAGGACAAAUGCUGGGAGAAGGUGGAGGUGUCGUCCAAUCACCAUCGAGCGAACAAGCUGACCGACAAGAACCCGAAAACCUACUGGGAGUCCAACGGCUGCACCGGCUCGCACUUCAUCAACAUCUUCAUGCACAGAGGCGUCAUCAUCAGGCAACUCGCCAUCCUGGUGGCCAGCGAGGACUCGAGCUACAUGCCAGCCCGGAUUCUGGUCCUGGGGGGAGACGAGCCCACCAACAUCAACACGGAGCUCAACACGGUGAACGUGCCGCCGUCGGCCAGCCGCGUGGUUCUGCUGGAGAACAUGACCCGGUUUUGGCCCAUCGUCCAGAUCAGGGUCAAGCGGUGCCAGCAGGGCGGUAUCGACACCCGCGUCCACGGCUUCGAGGUUCUCGGUCCGAAGCCGACGUUCUGGCCCGUUUUCAAGGAGCAGCUGUGCUGCCGGACCUACCUGUUCUACAGCACCAAGGCCCACACCUGGUGUCAGGAGGUGAUGGAGGACAAGACGCAGUUGUUGCAGCUCUUCAACAAACUGAACAGCGCUCUAAGACAUGAGCAGAUGUUCGCCGAUCGUUUCCUGUCGGACGCAGAGGCGGCCGAAGCCCUGGGUCGAACCUGCUGGGAGGCUCUGAUCACCCCCAUCGUUCACAGCAUCACAGAAUCCUCUGCGUGCAGCCCUCUGUCCUGGUUGCUCAGUGAAUAUCUGGAUAACUCGGAGGCGCCUCGCCGCUGUAAGAGUCGGGCCACCAUCUUUAACUCCCGAGUGAGGCGGCUCACGCACCUGCUGGUCCACGUGGACACGAGCCGAGUGGACGGCGAGGAGCUCAAACCGCCCGUCAAAUCCAAAGGUCUCAACAGAAGCAAAGAGCUGAAGAAUGGUAAAGAAGGAAAGAACAAAGAGGCAUCCGCAGCCGCCUCCACCUCCUCCUCCUCAUCGUCCUCAGCCAAACCCAAAGUGAAGAGCAGCAGCAGCAUCGCGGGCAUCGCCCUCUGUUGGCAGGGAGUGGUACAACGCCAGGUGAAGAAGUUCCUGGAGGCGAGCUGCACUCUGCCGGACUUCGUGGAGCGAUAUCGGCGGCUCUACCUUCGGCUGAAGAACGCCAUGGAGGAGCUGUUUGGCCAGCAGACCGCCUUCGUCCUUGCCCUGCGGCACGGUUUCUCCACCGCCCUGUUGCAGCUCUCCAUCCUCAGAGCUAUGCACGUGAGCGAGCGCUUCGCUCAGUACAUCGAUCAGAUGAUCCAGGCGAGCGGCAUGGCAUCCGGCUGUGUGGAGACUCUGGAGCGGCUGCAGCAGUUUCUGGAGCCGAUGCUCUUCCUGUCAGGCCUGGAGCUCGCCAGCACCUUCGAGCACUUCUACAGGUACUAUCUGGGCGACCGGCUGCUGGCUCAGGGGAACGUGUGGCUGGAGCACGCCGUGGCGGAGCAGAUCGGCAGUUGCUUCCCGAGCCGCUUCCCACAGCAGAUGCUGAAGAACCUGAGCGAGUCGUCCGAGCUGCAGCAGGAGUUCCACCUGUACCGGCUGCAGCAGCUGGACCGCAGCUUGCAGGAGCACGACCAGGUGAUGGAGGAGGAGUGGGCGGAGUUGGAGGAGGAGGCGGAGGUCCAGGUCCUGGUUCUGUCGCCGCGCUGCUGGGCCGUCUCUUCACUCUGCUACCUGGACGAGCCGGCGAAGCACCUCCCCCUGGAGCUCUGCUCCUACCUGAACCAGUUCACCCAGUUCUACACCCACAGUCAGUCCAUAUACGGUCUGUGCCACUCCAAGCCUCGGCGGCUGCAGUGGACGUGGCUCGGGCACGCCGAGCUGCAGUUCGGCGGCUGGACGCUGCACGUCUCUACGCUGCAGAUGUUCGUGCUGCUGCAGUUCAACAGCCAGCAGGAGGUUCGAGUUGACGCUCUGCUGCAGGCAAGCGGCCUCUCCGCCACCGUGCUGCUGCACGCUCUGCUGCCUCUCAUUGGCGAGGGCGGGCCGCUGACCUGCAGCCACCCAGACGACCCCACCCGAGGUGUGCUGCAGCUGAACGAGCAGGUGGCGUCUCGCAGCCAGGAGGGCGCGCCGGCGUCUGUGUGGCUGCUGCCCAAACAGACGUAUCUGAACGUGGACGAGGACGCGGCGGGCACACUGGAGAGGAAGAGGAACUACAUCUACUGCCUGAUCGUCCACAUCAUGAAGCAGGAGAAGGAGAUGCAUAUCGACAACCUCGUCUUCAAGGUGCUGGACUCGUGUCAGAAGCAGGAGGCGUCGCGCUCGCCGGGCUCGGGCCGUUUCAGCUGCAGCACCAGCGAUGUCCUGUCCUGCAUCAUGCACGUCAUCAGCAAGGGCUGCAUCCGCCGCAACGACGAGAACCCGCACAUUGUGGAGUUCGUCCCCGAGGACCCGUCCACGCCGCAGAAGGGCCAGGCCCAGUUCUCCUUCAGCCGGGCCGACAUCGGGAAGGACGCCACCUCCAACAGCCGGGCCGACAUCAGUCUGGUGCCUGUGCCGCGGCAGUUCGAGGAUGGCGUUCUUGAUACCGUUCUUUUCUCGAUGGGUCGCACGAUGACGCAGGAUGAAGUUCGUCAGCUGAUGCAGAGGACGGUUCAACAGGUUGCGGGGACGCUGAGUCUGGACCUGGACCGGGCCGAGCACCUCCUCAUUCACUGUAAGUGGAACGUGGACUUGGUGGUGCAGCGGUACACCGACGACCCUGACGCCAUCAUCGUGGCUGCCGGACUCAAGUUCCUGAACCCUCAGACGCCGCCGAGCCCCGCCUCCACCUGCCCAGUGUGCCUGAGCCCGUGGAGCUGCGGCAUGGAGCUGGUGCCUUCGCUGAGCUGCAUGCACUACUGCUGCAGGUCGUGCUGGCAGGAGUACCUGACGGCGAGGAUCGAGCAGAACCUGAUCAUGAACUGCAACUGUCCAAUCACAGACUGCCAGGCUCAGCCCACCUCCCAGUUCUUCCUCAGCGUCCUCACUGACAAGGACACCAUCGCCAAGUAUGAGAAUGCCCUGCUGAGAGGCUACGUGGAGUGCUGCUCCAACCUGACGUGGUGCACCAACCCUCAGGGCUGCGAUCAGAUCCUCUGCAAGGAGAACACGGGCAGCAUGGCGACCUGCUCAAAGUGCUGCUGGUCCUCCUGCUUCAGCUGCAACUUCCCUGAGGCACACUACCCAGCGAGCUGCAGUCACAUGUCCCAGUGGAUGGACGACGGCGGUUACUACGAAGGGAUGAGCAUGGAGGCUCAGAGCAAACACCUCGCCAAGCUAAUCUCCAAACGCUGCCCGAGCUGCCAGGCUCAGAUCGAGAAGAACGAAGGCUGCCUGCAUAUGACCUGUGCCAAAUGUAACCAUGGCUUCUGCUGGCGCUGCCUGAAACCAUGGAAACCAACACACAAAGAUUACUACAACUGCUCUGCCAUGGUGAGUAAAGCGGCGCGGCAGGAGAAGAAGUUCCAGGAUUACAACGAGAGAUGCACCUUCCACCAUCAGGCCAAGGACUUUGCCAUCAACCUGGAGAACAAAGUGUCGUCCAUCAAUGAGGCUCUGCAGAUGAAGUCUCUGACCUUCGUCAUCGACGCCUGUAAAGUCCUCGCUCAGGCUCGGAAGGUGCUGGCCUACUCCUGCGUGUACAGCUACUACAACCAGGAGACGGAGAAGAUGGACGUGAUGGAGCAGCAGACCGAGGCUCUGGACUUGCAUACCAACGCUCUGCAGAUCCUGCUGGAGGAGACUUUGCUGCAGUGCACUGACCUGGCCUCGUGCGUGCGGCUGCUGAAACCCGAACACCUGAACACUGGACUCGAGCUGAUCCGCCGCAUCCAGGAGCGCCUCCUCGCCAUCCUCCAGCACUCCACCCAGGACUUCCGUGUUGGAUACCAGUCCAAGGGCAGCCAGGAACCAGAGUCCACUCAGUCCUCCAACCUGUCCAACCACGCCGACGCCAACAAAGUGUCCAAGUCGGACCGGGCGUCCCACUCCGGAGACUCUGACAACAACAACUACACGGGCGAGGAGGGCGGCGACGAAGCAGAGGAUGACGAUGACGAGUACGAUGAAGAGUACGUCCCAGAGUGGCACGAGGACUACGACGAGGACGACAUCGACGAGGACGACUUCUUCUCCGACGACGACGAGUCCGAGAACCUGGAGAGGGACUUCAGCCCCUUCGACUGACUCGGGUUUAAGAGCCUGAGGGCGACCCAGGUGCGGCCGUGACCCCGCACCCUCUGCACCGCCAUCCAACGCCACCUCAGGAUGUCUGCGAGGGCGCUGGGACAGACGUCCUCCUUCAUCUCGAACACAGCUGCACCCGCUUUCUCACUUCUGUAUCUCACUUCCUGUAUUUGCAUUCAGAGUACGGAAGCAGGCGAGGGUCAAAAUCAGGAACGAGCUCUGAGUUUAAAAAAAAGAUUUUUACGUCCUGACGUGACCACUUCCUGUUUGUUCGCUCUUUAAAACUAGAACGAGCCCGUUUGGAUUAGUUCAAAGGUCUUUGUUUUAAUUUGGUUAACCCCAGUUUAACUUGUGCUGACUUAAACCAGUUUAAACCAGUUCACGCUGGUUUUCCUUUUUCUCCUCCCUUCAGAAAAAUAGUUCACGUGAUAUUUUUACGACUUCUGAUUGGAGCUUCCGGCUCUGAUUUUGGUUUGUUUUCCGGCCGGCCUCGGUCCUGCUUCCGCACCUGAAUCAUAUGUUUGUUUUCCUGAGGAGUAAAGGUGAGAAACCGGACGGCGCCCCGGAGUCGGACUGCCGGUCCGGCUCUCGCUCGUCCUCCUCAUCGCGUUCUGCCUUCGGUUCUGCGUUUGACGGACGUUGCCUUCGUUAGUGAGUGAAGAAACUCACUUCCUGUCUCCGUGUUUGGAGGUUUUUAUGUGUUCUGAGAGUCUGCGGUUUCUAUGCAUCUGAAAAAAUCGAUGCUGAUGGUUCUGAUGGGUCGAGCAGAACUGAUCUCUAAUGUAUCACUGCAAUAAACGAGCGAUCGCUUCUCAUUUGCUAAGCAAAGACUGUCCCCUGCUCCGUUUGACGCUGUUGGACGACUUCCUGCCCUGCGGGAUUCUGGGAUGUCGCCUGAGCUCCAGUUUUGCUGUAAUUUUGAGAGAUCUUAUAUUCAUAUUAUUGAUGUUCUGAGAUGCUUUUCUGGUUUCUUUAUUGGAGUCGAGCGACUUCCGCUAGCAAAACUAAAUAAAAGCUUUUUCUGCUACUCUUCAGUUACUUUCAAAUGUAAUUAGAUUACAUGCCAA
Maylandia zebra (zebra mbuna) is the source of this 9143-nucleotide messenger RNA. It is a transcript of the gene cul9, whose product is annotated as cullin 9. The record is from RefSeq and is a predicted model, not a curated record. Lineage: Eukaryota; Metazoa; Chordata; Actinopteri; Cichliformes; Cichlidae. Gene Ontology annotation, molecular function: zinc ion binding.